UCUGAGGAGGCAAGAUGGCGAAGACCCUGAGAGAUCAUCUGCUGCUGACCCUGGAAGACCUGGGGGAAGAUGAGCUCAAGAAGUUCAAGUUCAAACUGCACGAAAUGCCACUGAAGGAGGGAUAUGAACAUAUCGGCCGUGGGACACUGAAGAAAGUGGAUGUCAUCGACCUCACUGACAAGCUGAUCAGCUGCUAUGAAGGAAAUUAUGCGGUGGAGGUGACCGUGGAGGCGCUGAAAUCAAUAAACGAGAGGGAUUUAGCAGAGAAACUCGCCAAGGCAACAGGAAAUGAUGCUUUAAACUCCAAACAGGAAUCAGACACUCAGCAAAAUCCAGAGUUGGAGGAGAAAGAUCUUUUUAAAGAGAGAAGGAGAGCACUCCAGGACCUCCUGUCCAAGCUGAAGAUGGAGAAGCACAGAAGCACGAAGCUGGGGUUGAGAGAUCUCCAGGAAAUCAACCCAGAAAGUCUACAGAAUUGGACUCCUCGGGCAUUAGGGGAUUUACCGUGGCAUUUUCUGAGGAAGGUCAUAGCUUUGAAUGGGACCGCCAGAAACACAAGCUUUGGGCAGGGAGCAUCUGCUGACAAAGCAAGCAGUGAUGACAAUGGGGGACAAGGCGAUGGUGGCAAUGUUCUUCAUUAUAGCAACAUGGACGCUAGAGCUUCUCUGCACCCCCUCGAUGUUCUCUGUGCUGUUCUGCUUUGCUCAGACAGUUUCCUACAGCAGGAGAUCCUGUCCAAAAUGUCCAUGUGCCAGUUUGCCCUCCCUCUGCUGCUACCUGCCCUCGACACCCCCAAGUGCACCCUAAUGCUGUGGGCCAUGAGGGACAUUGUGAGGAAGUGGAGGCCACACUCCCUGGCAGACAGCAGAGGGUUCAGAGAGGAGAGCCUGGUGCUCACAGCAAUGCCAACCAUUUCCUUUGUGCGGAUGGGGAGCUGCAGCUUCUCCAAGUCCAAACUCCUCAAUGAGGUUCUCAGCCCCUCCCAGCAGCACCACGAUUUCUUCAUCCAUCGGGACAUGGAGUCUGGGAACAUCCCUCGGGAAAUCGCAGAUGGGCUGGUCGAGAUUUCCUGGUAUUUCCCUGCUGGAAAUGAGGAUUCAGAUCUUUUCCCAGAGCCCGUUGCAGUUACAAACCUGCGUGGAGACAUUGAGUCCCACUGGCUGCAGUUUCGCUUUUUAACAGAGAUCUCCUCAGCAGUGUUCAUAUUAACGGAGAGUAUCAACGAGAGACAAUACACGCUCUUAUCAUCUCUGCAGGGAUCAGCCACUAAAUACUACUUCAUCCUCAAUUACAAGUCUGGCAAACAGAGUGAAACUCAGGAAUUCCUUAAUAAAUUAGCGCCAGUGCUGAAACUGAGUAAACAGCAUGUCCUAGAGAAAGAAAUCGGGACCAAGAAAGAGGAAUUCAUGGAAAAGUUGUGCUCUGCUAUAGGAAGUAUAAUGAACGAUCAUCACAAGGACAUGAAUAUGGAGGGCAUGGCUGUGACCGCACGUGAACUUGGAAUCCAUCUGGAUGAGGACUGUGAGGAAUGUCAGAGAGCAAAGAACCGCGUUAAAGAAAUCACGGCAGAAAUAAAAGAUGUUGGAAAUUACAAGAGGCAAAUACUGCAACUGCAAGGGGACCUGUGGAAGAGCUUAAGCAACGUGGAAAGAGAAAUGUGCAGAUUGAAAGGACAAGGGGACGUCCCCACAGAAGAAUAUAAAUCUAGGCUGAAAGAGAAAUUGUUGGAGUUACGUACACAGCAGAAUAAAUGUGACCUUACUGAUGGUUUGACUAAAUUUAUCAGUGGAAUAGGAACACUAUCUCAAAUGGAAAUACGCUACUUCCUGAAAUGCAUGAAAUUUAAUUUAGAUGGCAUUGCUAAGGGGAACCGUCCUAACUUGCAGCCUAACGAACAAAAGCUACCAGAACUGGAUGAAUCCAUCUCUGCCAGUUCCCUAGGAGUGGAGCAUUUCCUGCGUGAGUUGGGGCAGUUCUACGAGGCUGAACACUCAAUGGUGAAGGAAGGCAAAAUGGGAAAAAUUCAAAGGAAAUUCAUUCAUUUCCCGAGGUUAGCAGCUGACCUGAUGCUGGAAGGGUUUCCCAUGGAGCUGAUCGAUGGAGAUGUAUCCAACAUCCCACUGCAGUGGGUAACAGAUGUUCUGACUGAGCUCCAAGCCAAGCUGGGGGGAAAGUCCAAAAUGCUGGUUUUAACGGUGCUGGGAGGGCAGAGCACUGGGAAAUCCACCCUCCUCAACACCAUGUUCGGCCUGCAGUUUGCAGUGAGCAGUGGCCGAUGUACGCGAGGAGCCUUCAUGUCACUCAUUAAAGUGGCAGAGAACUUUCAGCAGGAGCUGGGCUGUGAUUUCAUCCUUGUAAUAGACACAGAAGGCUUGAAAGCCCCUGAACUGGCCAAGCUGGAGGACAGUUAUCAACAUGACAAUGAGCUGGCCACACUGGUGAUAGGACUGAGUGACAUAACUAUCGUUAACAUGGCCAUGGAGAAUGCCACCGAAAUGAAGGAUGUUCUGCAAAUUGUGGUCCAUGCCUUUCUCAGAAUGGAGGAAACGGAGCACAUGCCCAUCUGCCAAUUUGUGCAUCAGAACGUCAAUGAUGUAGCUGCAUAUGAACAAAACAUGAGAGACAAGAAAUAUCUUGUAGAGCAGCUGAAUGAAAUGACUGUAGCUGCAGCAAAGAUGGAAAAACUACAGAAAGAAAUUACGGUUUCUGACAUUAUGGACCAUGAUCCUGAGAAACACAAUUGGUACAUCCCCAGCCAGUGGCAUGGGGACCCUCCAAUGGCACCAGUGAACACUGGGUACAGUGAGAGUGUGUGGGGGCUAAAGAAAUGCUUGUUUGAAUUUGUAAGACAACAUUCACUUAACACCAUUCCCAAAGACAUUCCCCAAUUUAUUGAAUGGGUGAAGAGUCUGUGGAAUGCUCUAAAACAUGAUGACUUCCUCUUCAGCUUUAGAAACCCCUUCACAACUGAAGCCUACACCAAGAUAGCUGCAAAGUCUGUAGGGUGGGAAUGGGAGUUCCGCAAGGAAAUGAAUCUGUGGGUAACUGAAAAACAAACUUUCUUCCAGAAUCAACCUCCAGCUAAAUUAGAUGCUCAUGUCCUGACCAACUUAACAAGUGAGACUCAGCAGAAAGUGAGCUGUGAAUCGCACAGGAUUUGGGAGCGGAUUCAAAGUGCAGCAGUAAAGCAGUCAGUUAGAGACAAGAACACGGGAGAUUUUGUUAGGCAUUCACGUCCGUUUGCACAUCACAGUUCAAGUUAUUCACGUGCCAUUUGUUCCAAUCUGGUGACUGCCAGCAAAGGAUGGCGAAAGAAAAACACGAUUCAGGCUACGUGCAUAAAAACAAUUGAAGGUGAAAUGGACAUGCUUUUGGAAGACUGUAAAAUGAGAGAGAACAAAGCAGACAACAAGGAACUGGAAAUGGAGUUUGAGGAAAUGUGGAGUGAGACAGUGUCAAAAAUACGGCUCGGCUGUAUGGAUGAAAAGCAAAUUUAUCAAGACAUUGAGUUGCUGCUGAGAGAGGACCUGGCAAAGCAGGGGAAUCCAUCCAGUCUAAAGCUACAGGAAUACAGCAACUUAUUGAAUUAUGGAACAAAAUCUUUCAUUAUGAAAAAGGAAUACUUAGAUUUGCCAUGGAUUAAGACCCUGAAUGAAUGGUUCACACAGGAAUGCUGGCAUAAAACAGAAGAACUUGUUAAAUCAUUAAUGGAACAGUGCAAAGAUUAUAUUAGAAAUAUAGCAGACAGCGAAGUAGAUUAUGAUGAAAUUUACAGCAGAAAUCUGUUGAGGAUGAUCAAUGAGAGGCUUCAAGAGGCAGACGUUCAGGAACUUCACACGAGCGCUUGCUUUAAAGUUGACCUGAAGCUUCACAUUUUGGGGGAAGUGGUUCCUUUAUUAGAGAAGAUGCAAGCAAGCUUCAUCAAAGAAAACGAUCCUGAACUAUUUCUGGAGAAACUAAAACCGCAGUAUCUCUCCACAUUUAAAGAUCUUUAUUUGGGGAAGGAUUCCUGCCAAACAAGAGCCAGGGAUUUCUGUCAUUGGUGUCUCAAACCUGCCCUGGUGGACUAUGUGAACAAUAGACUUGGGUUAAAAAUAGUCGAUGACAUUCUCAACAGUGGACAGUAUGAUGAAUAUAUAAACCGAAGCCUUUUCCAGUUCACUGUCUUGAAGAAGCUGCUGAAAUAUGAAAACUUUGACACCUAUAUCCUAUACAUUAAUAACUAUGAACGUUUUGUCAAAAUCUGGGUAGAAGGACACCUGCUAGAUCGCUACAGCCAGACAGCGCGGUUGCGACACCUGGAGAAAGAGAUUCUGUCCUCAGUAAUAAAACAAGUCAGGACUGCUUUGGAGUCUCUCCGUGACAAAAGCACCAGCACGGUCUGUGACUUUUUAGACACAUUUUGUGGAGAGUUACAGAAAGACUUGGUGAUUUCCAAGGACCAUCUAGCAGUGGUGCGGUUUAAAAACACGGCAAAUGCUGCACAGUUUUCGGCUCACGUUCAGGCCAUCCUUCCCGAGCUGGAAAAAGAAACCUUAGCUGAAUUUGAAGAGUUGAAAUUUGAAUCCAAACUCUCCAACCUGUCCAUGAAGCCCCAGGAUGAAAUCUUCAACUGCGUGUUUGGCUGCGGGAAGCAGUGCCCAUUCUGUAAAGUCCCCUGUGAAGCAGGAGGCAUGGAUCAUACGGAACACUUUGCUACAGUCCAUCGGCCUCAGGGAUUAGGGCAGUGCAAAAACAAACGGACAGGAAUGCUUGAGUACUCUUUGUGUUCUUCCGAUGUGGUUUCCAACGCUGUAUUUAGGAAUUCAGAAACGGAAGAGAAAUUUCAUCCCUAUAAAGAUUAUCGACGAUAUUACCCAGAAUGGCGCAUCCAGCCCGAUCCCAGCGUCGACACUUCUGACUACUGGAAGUUCGUUUUUAACAGGUUCAACUAUAAGUUUGCUAAGAAGUACAAGGCUAAGCCAGCAAAUCUGCCGCAGGGUUGGAAAAAAAUAACCAAGGAGCAGGCGCUAGAGAGCCUAGAGGAAGCAUUUAACAUAAAACAAAAAAACAGCUCAGAGUCUUUUUAAGUGGGAUGGACAUAGGCAAAAAACCAGGGUGUGUUUGGUUUUUUUUGUUUUGUUUUGUUAAUUGCAUGCAAAAAUAUCGCUUCUUAUGUACAUAUUUCUUUAGCUCAUGAAAAUCAUGAUUAUGGGAAAUCCUAAAGAGAUGUGGCUUACUUGCAGACCAAGCACCACCUGGACUGAUCUCUGGCUACAUCCUUCAGGUGAUGUUCAGGUGGUUAUUCAGUUUACGUCCAUCACUAGCGAUAUUGUGGUGCCCACAAGAUCACCGGCCACGUAGCAACAUUCCCUGGUAAAUACCUUUUAGAAUUUGUUGGUCUUCCAUCUUAAUACUACAUCCAUGCCAACAAAGCCACCGAACCUGCAGCCAUGCUGAUGCCGGCAGUUGCUGGGUUCAGCUUCACAUGUCCUCAUUGCCGAUCAAGUCCUGCCACGGGAUACGGAGCAACUGAGGAAGAGAACUGAAAACUUCAGUCCGGUGUCCCUUGGUGCCCAUGUUUCACCGCCGUACAACGGAGUUGCCAUAACUGUGGUUCUGUAGGUCCACAGCUUCGUAGCAAGCUUGCUGUUGUGAUCACAGAGGCCACUGAAGGGUCCGAAACACGGCAGCAGAUUCUGUAACAAAAUUCAGAGUUUCUAAAGAGAGUUCAACAGGGAAAGAUUUUUUCCCCCUCACAUUUUGCAUCAUGGUGAUUUAUGACAGAAUUGAAGUGAGGAAUAUGCAAAAAUGCAGCUCUGUAAUUAGCAUUUUUAAGCAUCACCUUUGAUCUGCUUCGGCCUGGUCUACACUUAAAACUUAUGCCGGCAUAGCUACGCCAGUCAGGGGCCUGAUAAAACCACAAUCCCUAGUGACAUACUCAUGCCAACAAAACUCCAGUGAGCGCCACCAUCAAAAGGGCAUCUGGGCUGUAGCCCCGCCAUGCUCCACCUUGAGGCCGUCCUCCUGCUUGUCCUCUUCCUGCCCCUGCUCCGCCUCUUCCCCCGAGGACCCUCCCUGCCCACCGCUCGGGGUGGAGAGGCACGAACAGUGGGUGGGGUAGGGCCACAGGGGAGGGGGCGAAGAGUGGCAGGUGUGUGGGCGGAGCUUUGCGGAUGGGAGGCCAGGGCUGGGGUGGAGUUGGGUGAACACGGGCGGGACCUCAGGGGAAGGAGGCCAAGUGGGUGUCAGCCUCAGAGCAGAGCAGGGGGUGGGGCCACGGUCCAUGUGCCAGUGUCUCCCCCAAUUUCUAGGGAGCUUCCGGCACUUAUGCCGCCCAGCCUCCCCAAACGCAGGAGUCACGCACCGCCUCUGCUCCAUUGCCACAAAUUAUCCACUUCUUAUCUGGAGGGAGCAGCUCAGUCUACUUCCUUACUAGGCAAUGUGUGAUCCAAGGUGGUAAAAUGUUUAAAAUUGAGAUUUUUUUUUCCAGCUAAGUAAAAUCAUGUCAUGUUUAAUGAACAAUUGUAAUACAAUUUCUGUAACAUUUGUUUUCAAAUUUACCUUGGCUCUCUUCCCCUCAGAAUUCUUUAUUCCUAACCUUUAUAUAUGAUGACUCUUGAACGAUGAUAAAAUCAUCUUCCCUCGCUACCUGAAGGAUGUGCUGAAAAGGGAAGAAGCAAACUUUAGAUCCUAUUGGGUCGGAACAUGGAGAAGGCCAAUGAUUGGGAAACUUGAGGAGAAACUUGCAUGCGUUUAAAUAGGAUUAAUUUUUAAAAUGCCCCAUCGACUACAUUACAAAAUCCUUUUAAAAGAAUCAGACAUCUUUUAUAAAUGCUCAUAUUUUGUUUGCUUCUUUGAUCAGUUCUCAACAGCAGCCAACUUUUCUUCAGCGCUAAAACCUUUGCUUAAAAUGAAAGCUGAGGUUUUGCUGUAAUCACAUGACUCCUGAAGCUGAGGCACUAGUAAUGGGCCUAUAGUGUUUAUGUCUUGAUCCAUUCCAGUUCCUGAGCCCUCAUUACUCUCAUGCCACGGUGGUGAGGCUGAUGACUCCCCUUCUUAUCAGCAGUCCUUCAACUUUAUAGAGAGUUCUUUAUUAUAAGAAGUAUGUUAUCAUUUGAGUCACACUGGAAUUGCUGUAAAAUCUAGAAACAUACACCAAAUAAACA
Molecule: messenger RNA, 7148 nt
Organism: Malaclemys terrapin pileata
Lineage: Eukaryota; Metazoa; Chordata; Testudines; Emydidae
Product: up-regulator of cell proliferation-like
Exons: 3
Coding region: 15-5069 (1684 amino acids)
Molecular function (GO): GTP binding
Source: RefSeq, a predicted model, not a curated record